Messenger RNA from Brenthis ino (lesser marbled fritillary), 663 nucleotides. Lineage: Eukaryota; Metazoa; Arthropoda; Insecta; Lepidoptera; Nymphalidae. The record is from the annotation of a GenBank genome assembly.
AUGAAUGUUGCAAUGGAAUCUGAAAUACUGUACAUUAAAGAUUAUCCUUGUCCACACCAGGUUGUCUCUAUACCUGGAGAUGGUUCAAGUUUGUUCCAUUCUUUAUCAUUCUCUAUUUAUGGGAAUAUUGAGUCGUCGUAUGACAUUAGUUGUGCUAUAGUCGAGCAUGUGGUAGCGCAUUGGAAUGAGAUGCAACAAUAUAAUAAUCAAACACUAACAAAUAAGAUUCAGGACAGAUCAGAAGCAGGUCGGCGGCAAAGGUCUAGUAUGGUCUUGUUUAUUGAUCUGUGCGCACUAGAUGAGAACGUCAUCGUACAACUAACUACAAUGUACGAAAACUUUGUAAACAAAAUUGCCGUUCGGUAUUACGCAUUAACUGAACAAGGAAAACCAAUACAAAUUUUAAUUUAUAUCAACAAUUUAAACCGCAUUUUCCUCACCUACGAACGAUUUCAAGAGAUAUGUAUCAACUAUCAAUUACAGAGCAUUAGUAAUUUAAAAGAUAUUGAUGCAUCAUUAGAAAAAUCUGACGUAGAAAAAAUUAAAAAAUAUGGAAAACAACAAAAUAUUAGCAGUAUUGUUAUGAAAAGUGAAGAGUCACGUGAAAUUUUAGAAGAUGCACUCAUAGAUAAACAUAAGGCUGCACUCAAAUCUUUAAAAUUA